Molecule: messenger RNA, 486 nt
Organism: Fusarium subglutinans
Lineage: Eukaryota; Fungi; Ascomycota; Sordariomycetes; Hypocreales; Nectriaceae
Exons: 1
Coding region: 1-486 (161 amino acids)
Source: RefSeq, a predicted model, not a curated record
AUGGUUUCUUUCCGCGACAUCGGUCUUCUGCUCCUUGCAGCCCCAAUCGCCAUCGCAGCGCCAAAAGCCCCAGCCGAAGUAACCGUCAAGACCCUCCCCUUCUCCCAACCCGCCUCCACCUCCAAAGCCCCCUCAUCUUCAGCUGACGCCUCACCCGCCUCUGACGUCGCCCAAAGAGCUGCAUGCCAACUUCCCCUCCGCUUCACCAACUUCGCCCUCUACUCCGACACGGGCUGCCAGAAUGUCAUCUACGACCCCUUCAUGCUUACCUGGGACCCGUGCAAGAGCUACCAGUGGACGAACGCGCUGGCGAAUGGUGUUAUCUUCCAGAGCAUGAGAUGGACGGGAGGGAGUAAUGCGCAGGACUUUUAUGCUUGUCAGCAGGGGUUUUCUUGUGGUGAGAAUGUUGCGAGGAUUGUGCAGCAGAGCAAUGUUUGUUCGUCUGGUGGAGGACUGCACUUUGAUAAGCUUGCUGUUAAUCCUUAG